This is a messenger RNA of Aspergillus mulundensis, 2235 nucleotides long. Its product is annotated as bifunctional terpene synthase/polyprenyl synthetase family protein. Bases 1 to 2235 code for a protein of 744 amino acids. Gene Ontology annotation, biological process: isoprenoid biosynthetic process. The record is from RefSeq and is a predicted model, not a curated record. Gene Ontology annotation, molecular function: prenyltransferase activity. The transcript has 7 exons. Lineage: Eukaryota; Fungi; Ascomycota; Eurotiomycetes; Eurotiales; Aspergillaceae.
AUGUCUAUGAACUUCCCGGCAAUCACCGCCGCAUGCGUGAACUCGGACCUGGUCGAGCCUCACAGCAUCCAUCCUCGUCCUGACGAGUACUUUUGGGACCUUCCAAUUCACGUCUCUCACCACAACGAGACGUCUCAGAAAGCAUGUGCGGAUUUCCUCCUCAAAUGGACCGAAGCCCUCAACGCAGAUGGUCUAGGGGUAAAGGGUUUCGAGUUUCACGGAAGCGCAAACAACCUCUGCAACUUCAACUCGUGUGCCUUUCCCGAGACCCUCCCGGAGCGGAUGGUGCUGCUUACGGAGGUCAGCGACUUUGGGUUCUUCUGGGAUGAUAUCACCGAUGCGCUGAGCCCGGAGCAAAGCAAGGAAAUCACGCAGGACCUCGCGGUGGUCUUGCUGGCAGAGCUGAAGCUCGGUCAGCGUCUGGAACCGAAGCUGGAAAUCAGCAAGUUGGUCAUCGGGAUGCUCCGUGAAAUCCUAGAUCAAGAUCGCGAGCUAGGACUUCGAAUGGUCGAUGGCUGGAAGGGCCACCUGGAGGGCACAUCCAAGAGCACGCACAAUGAUAUGUCGUUUGAGCAGUACAAAUGGCAUCGGCUGGGCGAGGUUGGGGCUGUCUGGGGCAUAGAAUUAGGAUGCUGGGGGGCUGAUGUCCGAGUCUCCCAGGAGGCGAAAGACUCAGUUAGGAGCUGGCUCAAUCCAGGUCUGCUAUCUGUGAUGCUCACGAACGACUAUUACAGCUUCAACAAAGAAGUCGCUGAGCAUGAGCGGGCGGGCACGCUCGAUCGGAUGCAGAAUGCCCUGGGCUUGCUUAUGCGAGAGUACGGGUAUUCCGAGGAAGAAGCACGGAGCAUCGUGAUACAGGAAAUCAAGAACGGAGAGCGAGAUAUGAUGAAGGAAUAUCACCUCUGGGAGGAGACAGAAGGGUGGAAGCCUGAGAACUAUGAGCUCCGCAGGUAUAUCGCUGUAGCUUUCUUCAUGAUUGGUGGUAGUUCCUUUUGGAUCUCUCACUCUUUACGGUAUAGCCGUGAGGACAUCGCCAGUACCCCCGAGCAACGAGCAGCAUUGACUGGAAAAGGACAUGGUGAACUUCGCGUUUUGGAGGGCUAUGCUCCGCCUAAGGUGCAGCCACAGUGUCACCUACAGCAGAAGGUGGUUCCCUUGUCCCAAGUCGAACCUUCAACCACCAACGGUGUUAUCAGCAAUGGUACCAACGAUGUCAGUGGGGUCCAUCGCAAAAGUGCAAAUGGAUAUGGGACCAACAAGCAUACGAAUGGAGUAUAUGGUGUUGACUCUGACUCUAUCUCCGUCUAUGUCAAUCCAUACUUCACGGCAUCCAGCAAUGCUUGUGAUGAGCCCUUUGACUAUGUCAAUUCCCUUCAGGGCAAAGGCAUCCGCAACAAGUUCAUCGAUGCCAUGAAUUCUUGGUAUCAGGUUCCGCCAGCCUCUUUACAGAUCAUCAAGCAUGUAGUUCAAGUCUUGCACAACGCAUCCCUCAUGCUCGACGACGUGGAAGAUGCCUCAGCUCUGCGUCGAGGUCAUCCAGCAACACACAUCCUCUAUGGCGCCAGCCAGACAGUCAACAGUGCCACCGCUGCCUACGUCAAAACUGUGCAAGACAUCUUGCGGCUACCGAGUGAGCAAAAGAGUCUGAGGAUAUUUGUCGAUGAGUUGCUCAGCCUCCACAAUGGCCAAGCACUCGAAUUGCUCUGGUGCUACCAGAAUAAAUGCCCAUCCGUCGAAGAAUACCUGACCAUGGUCGACAACAAAACAGGUCGCCUGUUCCACCUCAUGCUCCGUCUGAUGCAGGCUGAAUCUACGUUUUUCAAAUUCUCAUCUUCUUCAUCUAUCUCCCACCUCUUGACUCUUUGCGGGAGAUACUACCAGAUCCGAGACGACUAUCUGAAUCUUACAUCUGAGGAGUACACAACCAAGAAAGGCUUCUGCGAAGACUUAGAUGAAGGCAAAUUCUCCCUCCUCUUAAUCCACCUCUUCAACCAUACAAAGCACCCCGGACGUAUUAUGGGUGCCUUGUUCAAGCGCGCUCCCGGGGCAAGCGGCGUCACGAACGAAGUCAAGACGCAUAUACUGCAGGCAAUGGAAGCUGCAGGGACCUUUGAGUUUGUGCGCAGGGUCUUGCAGUACAUUCAUGCAGAGCUGCUGAGGGUCUUGGAAGAGGUUGAAGGGCAGAUGGGCCCGAAUAAUGGGCUAAAGGUGUUGGUCUUGGGGAUGGCGAUUUAA